CAGUGUCGCGGGGUUUUCCACCUCAACUCAAUCCUGCAUAGCAACAAUAUCAGAUGAGCACCACAUCACAAGGGUUCUUGAAAUAUGAGUUUCUACAAAUGGGUGACAGAGUGCCAGCUUACAGUACAGCCUGGCACAGCAUGCUAGGCGUGUCAAGCCUUAGAUCAAAUCUUGUGGCCCUUGCGCAGAACGCGGAGAGAUUUCUCUCUACUUCAGCUAUCACAGACCGAGUGCAAACAAUCGUGCCGCCAGUGACGCCCCUUGAGACGUGCAACCCGUACGAGCAGUGCAAUGGAAUGAAAAGACUGACGGUCAGCUUAUCGAAUGGAUAACUGCAUUAGGUAGACAGAUCGCAGGAUCAUGGCAACACUGAUGGCAACACGACAUGACCAAUCGCCGAUCAGGCGGCCAGCAUCUCAAGAACCUACACAUACUGAAGUUACGGUCAAUCCCAGGACCAUUCCUUGCGUCUAUCACGGACCUCUGGAGGACUUACCAGAUAGAGUAUGGCAGCUUCAACGAGUCCAUAGGGAAAUGGCAUGAGAGAUAUGGGCCGUUCCUUCGCAUCGGCCCAAACACUGUGAUCAUAGCUGAUUCAGCUGCGGUGAGCACGGUCUACUCGAUGCACGGAGAGUUCAAGAAGGUAAGUCCACUGCCUCGAGUGUCAUAUCCACAGCUGACACCGUGUUUGAAGGCCGAUUCUUAUCAACCUCUCCGAGUGCUUUCGCAUGGAAAAAUUGCCGGAAGUGUCAUUGACAUGCAGGACGAAGCCGAAAACACCGCACUGAGAAGAGCCGUGGGCAAUGCCUUUGCAAUCAAGAACAUAUUGGACUACGAGGCCGACGUCGACUAUACGACUGAGAACCUCAUCCAAACACUCCGCAAGGCCCGCAGCCCGGACGUCUUCCUUCUCAUGCAGCAGUUCCAGGUCGACUUCCUGAUGAAAGCGGCAUUCAGCAGGAAUACGGACUAUUUGACCGCCAGAAAAUCCACGAGCGAGCUUACCGGACAUACCAGGCUUUCCCACUGGACGAAAUGGCAAAGCAUGCCCACGCUCGAACGAGUGUUUUACAAGUCGCCAUUCUGCAAAGAGUGGUAUCGAAGGACGGGAAAACCACCACUCUGGACUGCCAUGGCCACAGAAGAGCUGCACACCCGUCAAAAGAUCGCUUCGAAUGUCAAGACAGUCAAAGAGCAGGAUCUCUUGUCGAAGUACAUCGAGGGAGCCAAUCGUCACAAGGACGUGUCAAUGGACUUGCUACGCCGGAUGAUAUCGUCUACCAUCUCCGCUGGGUUCGACACUUCGGCAUUCACGAUGACGGCCAUCCUGUACUUCCUGCUGAAAACACCUGACGCGAUGCGGAGAGUGCAGGCCGAGCUGAACAAAGCACUGGGAGCCGGCGAGCUGUCCAAUCCGCCGCGAUAUACCGAGACCGACAAGAUGCCCUACCUCGCUGCCGUCAUCAAAGAGGCGAUGCGCCUUUAUCAUUUUCUGGCAGGUCCCUUGGAACGGGUCGUUCCUGUUGGCGGCGCCGAGAUAGCUGGAAGAUGGCUACCCGGCGGUACAGUUGUUGCUGUUCCCGCGGGUGUCGUCCACCGCGACAAAACGGUGUAUGGGGAGGAUGCUUGCUUCUUUUGGCCGGAGCGGUGGUUGCAGGCUGAUGAGCAUCAGCGUAUUGUGAUGGAAAGGACGAUGCUAAGCUUCGGCGCUGGAAAGCGCAUCUGUCUUGGGAGGCAUAUCGCGGAGUUGGAGAUGAAGAAGGUCAUUCCGAGAUUGUUGCUGGAGUUCGAUAUGGGCCUCGACGACCCAGAGUAUAUUCUCGAACCGGUGGACAAGUACAGCCGAUUCAUGAAACCCUUUUCGAUCACCUUCAGAGACAGAAUAUGAUGUCGAUAGUGAACGAGUCACCCGUUUGGAGAGAUGGGCGGUUAAAGAUCCUACUAUUCAGCGCUAGU
Molecule: messenger RNA, 1956 nt
Organism: Exophiala viscosa
Lineage: Eukaryota; Fungi; Ascomycota; Eurotiomycetes; Chaetothyriales; Herpotrichiellaceae
Product: cytochrome P450
Exons: 3
Coding region: 386-1888 (500 amino acids)
Molecular function (GO): oxidoreductase activity, acting on paired donors, with incorporation or reduction of molecular oxygen; monooxygenase activity; iron ion binding
Source: RefSeq, a predicted model, not a curated record